Molecule: messenger RNA, 1623 nt
Organism: Anopheles nili
Lineage: Eukaryota; Metazoa; Arthropoda; Insecta; Diptera; Culicidae
Product: lactase-like protein
Exons: 3
Coding region: 244-1623 (459 amino acids)
Biological process (GO): carbohydrate metabolic process
Molecular function (GO): beta-glucosidase activity
Source: RefSeq, a predicted model, not a curated record
CUUGUACUCUUAAAUGCUUCUAAAAGUUUUGUUCAGCUGGUCCACGGCCAGCGCAAGUUUCCCGAGGGGUUCAAGUUCGGUGUCGGGACGUCAGCGUACCAGAUCGAAGGGGGCUGGAACGAAGACGGAAAAGGAGAAUCGAUAUGGGAUCAUUUGGUGCACAAUCAUCCUGAGAAAAUCUCCGACGAAACAAAUGGAGACGUGGCUUGUGACAGCUACCAUAAUUGGCGUCGAGAUGUGGAGAUGAUUCGCGAGCUAGGUGUUGACAUCUACAGAUUCUCGCUAGCAUGGAGCCGCAUACUACCCACUGGUAUCAGCAACGAAGUCAACCAGAAAGGAAUCGAUUACUACAACAAUCUUAUCGACGAACUGUUGAGGUACAAUAUAACUCCAAUGGUGACGCUCUAUCACUGGGAUACACCACAACGUUUGCAGGAGCUGGGUGGCUUCACAAACCGUCUGAUUGUGGGAUAUUUCCGCGAGUACGCACGUGUCGCGUUUGAGCACUUUGGCGAUCGGGUGAAGAUCUGGACAACGUUCAAUGAGCCUCCGCAAACGUGCCGACUACCGUAUGAGUAUGAUGCGAUGGCACCGGGACUGGACUUUCCUGGCAUCUACACGUACCUUUGCAGCCAUUACUUGCUUUUGUCUCAUGCGGAUGCGGUGGAGCUGUACAGGAAGGAAUUUCAGCCAACUCAGGGUGGACAGAUCGGUAUCACUGUCGACGGAUCCUGGGCUGAACCAGUUUCGGAGAGUGAACGGGAAGCAUCCGAAAUCACUAUGCAGUACCUGUUUGGAAUAUACAUGCACCCGAUCUACAUCGGCAACUACCCGCAAGUGAUGAUAGAUCGCAUCGGCAAUCUGAGCGUACAGCAAGGCUUCAAAAGCUCUCGACUCCCCUCGUUCACGGCGGAAGAGCUCGUCAAGUUGAAAGGAUCGUCGGACUUCUUUGGCUACAACGGCUACACCACUAAUCUGGUGUACAUGAACGAUGCGGCCAACACGGCCAACUUCCGCGUACCGUCGUUCGAUCACGAUCGCAACACGGUUGACUUUCAGGACAACCGGUGGCCAUCGACAGGAUCUUCCUGGUUGAAGGUGUACCCGAAGGGUAUGUACAAUGUGCUGAGCUGGAUCUGUCGUGAGUAUAACAAUCCACCACUGUGGGUCACGGAGAACGGUGUCAGCGAUCUCGGUGGUACGCGAGACGUUAACCGGGUGCAGUACUACAAGGACUACCUGAACGCAAUCCUGGACGUGAUCGAGGAUGGGUGUGACGUGCGUGGUUACGUCGCCUGGAGUCUGAUGGAUAACUUUGAGUGGCGUGCGGGGCUUAGGGAACGAUUUGGGCUGUACUACGUGAACUAUAGCGAUCCCGGUUUGCCACGGUACGCAAAGUCUUCCGCCAAAGCGUUCGGUAACAUUGUGCGUAAUAGAUGGAUCGAUCCGGACGACAUGCCGGAACCGGAACUGUACAUACCGGGACCGGAUGAAGCGAUUACGACGACAACCGUUCAAACGGAGAUCACUACGGAGGAUGAUGAUGGAGCCGCCAGUACUUUGUACCUUUCGAAGCUGUUGUUUGUUAGCAUUGGCUUCACAGCGCUUGUGUUACGGUUGUAA